Molecule: messenger RNA, 870 nt
Organism: Habropoda laboriosa
Lineage: Eukaryota; Metazoa; Arthropoda; Insecta; Hymenoptera; Apidae
Product: zinc finger protein 22-like
Exons: 2
Coding region: 1-870 (289 amino acids)
Biological process (GO): regulation of transcription by RNA polymerase II
Molecular function (GO): DNA-binding transcription factor activity; RNA polymerase II cis-regulatory region sequence-specific DNA binding
Source: RefSeq, a predicted model, not a curated record
AUGGCUUAUGAUCCACGUAAUAUAAAGUAUCCAUCAGAAAUGCACAACCAUCAACAUAACCAGUCUAAUAUAAGUGGAUAUCCAUAUUCUGGACAUCCAGCACAACAUGUUCAACAAACAGAUGAAAAUAGAAAUGAGAAUAAUUGUGGAAAUAAAGAGACAUGUCCACAAAUAUCCCAUCAGUCUUCUGGCACACAGACUAUUCAAAAAGUAGAUGCAGCAACAAUGACUGAUCCAUUACAAAUAGACUUUAGACUUACUUCUGAGUACUUAGCACGAUGUUCUAGUACAUUAGGCUUACCAUAUGUAACUAAGUAUGAGGAAAAUAGCAAUAACUCAACACAUACUUGUCAAGAAGUUAAAUCAAAAAUUGAAUUUGAAGUGGAGCCACAACAUAUCAAUGGUAUGUUAAUCUAUCAUUGCCCAGAAUGUGCAUAUAGAUUUGAAGAUCGAGAGGCAUUAUAUGAGCAUCUUGAAGAUCACAGGCAACGGCCCUACACUUGUGAUAUUUGUGGUGCAAGUUUAAAGCGCAAGGAACAUCUAGAUCGCCACAAACAAGGACACAAUAAGGAUAGGCCUUAUCAGUGUAACAUGUGCUGCAAAGCAUUUAAACGCAAUGAACAUCUUGCACGUCAUAUGAUUAUUCAUUCAGGUAGCAAAAAUCAAGUUUGUACAGAGUGUGGCAAAGCUUUUUAUAGAAAGGAUCACCUAAAGAAGCACUUGCAGAGUCAUAAUAGUAGCAGAAGCAAAAAUCUAAAUAGUUCACAGAAUAAUCAAAAUAGUCAAAAUAAUGGAGAGGAAGGAUUAAGUAGUUUUGCAAUGAUGAUGAGGCAGGCUGGGCCACCUCCAUUUUCUAUUUUGAGAACUUAA